AUUUACCAUCCCUAGCAAAGAGUGAGAAAAAAAGUGAAUCGAAUCGUCAUCGUCUUGGCCCAUUAAUUGCGGAGAAAAAAGAUUGUAGCGCCGAAAAAACGGUCAAGGAAGAGUUCCAGCGACACCGCAACGUCCAAUCACUCCACACGAAGAUCCCGUCGAGAGGUAGAGCCCAAGGUACCGGAGGGGAAACCAGACCAAACCAAACAACCGCCCAGCCCCGAUUUCGUGAAUCACCAGUGGAACUAUGGAGCAGACCCCGAUCACCGAUGCGGAGAAGGUGCGCAUCGUAUCGGACUUCAUCCUACAUGCGCCGCCCGGCGAGUUCAACGAAGUGUUUAACGAUGUGCGGGAGCUCCUUAAAAAUGACACUCUACUGAAGGAUGGGGCUAGCCACGCCUUCGCCCAAUACAACAAGGAUCAGCUGACUCCGGUUCGCAUCGAGGGCACCGAUCAUAACGCCAUCAUAUCGGAACACAACGAUCUGGGAAACGGUCGCUUCUACGACCCGCGCACAAAGCAAGCCUUCAAAUACGACCACCUCCGGAAAGAGGCUUCCGACUACCAGGACGUGGAGGCAGAUGCCACUGCGGAGCCCUGGAGGGCUGCCCUCGACCUGGAGACGCUCGCCUACACUGCCAGUCAUUAUAGACACGGGGUCAGCUCUGUCUUCGGGAAGGCGCAGGGUAACCAGAUCACCCUGACCAUUUGCGUUGAAGACCAUCAGUUCCAGCCAAAGAACUACUGGAACGGCCGAUGGCGUUCCCAGUGGCACGUCACCUUCCAGGCGGGCAGCGGAUCCGCCGAACUGAAGGGUGUCCUCAAGGUGCAGGUGCACUACUAUGAGGACGGCAACGUUCAGCUGGUGUCCUCGAAGGAGUGCCGCGAGAGUGUGGUGGUCAGCAACGAGCAGCAGCUGGCCAAGGAGGUUAUCCGCCUGAUCGAGGACGCCGAGAACGAGUACCAGCUGGCCAUUUCGGAGAACUACCAGACGAUGUCGGACACGACUUUCAAGGCUAUGCGUCGCCAAUUGCCUAUCACCAGGACCAAGAUCGACUGGAGCAAAAUCGUUUCGUACAGCAUUGGCAAGGAACUGAAGACGCAAUAAGACCAGGAGGUGCAAGCGGAAGAGGAGCGGACACAGUCGACAAAGCGGCCCAACAGUCUUCCACUUGCCAUGGCCAAGCGAGCAUAGGAACCGAUCACCAGCAUUAACACCACAGCAUCCAGAACGAAGUAGCAGGAAUACGAAAUACGAGGGCGGGCAGGUGCAGGUUCAGGUGCCAGCCGAAAACAAAUGUCUGUAAUUGGCUAUAUACAUACGAACAUAUACCUACUUAUAUAUAUAUAUACGGCCUGUAUUUAUACUGUGUUAUACAACGACGAAAGUGCGUAUACAUAACUACAUAUAUUGAUUACGAUCGGAGACGAUUUGAUUGCAAGGAUUUGGAUGACUUUAGCCUAACGGUGAACGAUGCACUGCCGCCUCGUCUGCGUCACGAUCGCCACCAUUUGUCGCCUUUAUCGUUUAAGAAGAGCAUUAAACGCGGAUUUUAUCAUGUCCUCUGACCUAUGUAUUAUUCUAAUUGUAAACGAAUCAAGCACGAGAUCUGUGCUCAAGAUGAGCCAGGUAAUUCUUCUUCUCGGAAGACCAACCAACCAGCCGACUCUCGACUAUUUUAAGUGGUAUCAUUAGGAGCACUCAUUUAAGUUUUCCGCUUUCCCGAUUGUUCACCAACCAACCACCUAGAAUGAGCAUUAAUAUGAACUAUGCUAAAUCACUGAACAUUUUUGCCAGCUCUCCAUUGACAAACAAUAACUAAAGACUUUGAUUUUAUAAAAACAAUAAAUUUGUAAUUAAAAUAACAUAACUAUAAAACAUUUAAGAUUGCUUGAAUUAGUCAAAUUUAAAGAGAAUAAACUAAUUGAAUCGGUCA
This is a messenger RNA of Drosophila yakuba, 1937 nucleotides long. RefSeq names its product F-actin-capping protein subunit alpha (gene cpa). Gene Ontology annotation, biological process: barbed-end actin filament capping; actin cytoskeleton organization. Lineage: Eukaryota; Metazoa; Arthropoda; Insecta; Diptera; Drosophilidae. The coding region runs from base 248 to 1108 and encodes 286 amino acids. Gene Ontology annotation, molecular function: actin filament binding. Gene Ontology annotation, cellular component: actin cortical patch; F-actin capping protein complex. The transcript is spliced from 3 exons. The record is from RefSeq and is a predicted model, not a curated record.